Mya arenaria is the source of this 2599-nucleotide messenger RNA. RefSeq lists its product as uncharacterized. The transcript is spliced from 5 exons. The coding region runs from base 202 to 612 and encodes 136 amino acids. The record is from RefSeq and is a predicted model, not a curated record. Lineage: Eukaryota; Metazoa; Mollusca; Bivalvia; Myida; Myidae.
GGUAAAGAGACUGAAGAGAGCAUAGAACUGAACAUGAAAUUUCACUCAACUGGCCGCCAUAACUUCACAUGCAAUGCGACAAACACAAUUGGUUCGGCGGUAAAUUAAGUUUUCAUCUUGGUCAAAGAAAAGUCACUUAAACCAACAAUACCGAAUCCAAGGCCUACUUCACCAUCCACCGGUAAAGACAACUCUUCCUCCAUGUUGAUCGGAAUCAUAUGUGGUUGUCUUGCUGUUCUUAUUAUCGUUAUGUUAGCCGUCGGGUGUGUGGUAUUAUCGAAAAGAAGAAAGAAAGUCCCGACGAGAGAAGGUUCUUAUAGUGUACAUAUACAGGAGCGACGACCGAGUUUUCAACCGCUAGGUCCUGUGUACGACAAUCUGGCUGGUUUCAAUCACGGUGAUGCUCCAUCUGAAGCUAUUGCUGAACCGGUUGAGUACGCCUGUGUUGUUAAAAAGGAAGAGGAAAGUGCACUCAUCUACGCUGAUCUUGAUCUACCCGCAGAGGGUUCCACACGAGGGAUUCCAACAGUGAAUUUUGACGCCGGGACAACAUACGUUUCUAUCGAUUUUGCUCAGACAGCUAAAAUGAAAGGAUCUGUGUUAGACGAUUAGUUAAAUGAAUGUACACGAGGAAAAUGACCCGAAUACUUUUUGUGUAUUGAUGUAACGUUGCUAGAUUAAUAUAUUACACGUGAAUCAUUUAUCAUACUUUGAAAGCUAAUUGUGAUAUUUUAACGUAGUUCUGCUCCUUUUAAAUUGGUUGACACCGAUGUCACAUAUACUUUAUAUAAAAUAAAUGUAAUCCUAUACAGAGCCCUUGUUCGAACAUUAAUAAUGCAUAAGAACUGAACUGUAACAAUAUCAUUGAUUAUAUUCAGUUUGCUUACCAUUUGAUGUAUUUAGAAUCGGUCGUAACUGAUGUUGUUAAACUAGUCGCUUAAUCAAUGUUCAUGUCCAUAAUGAUGAACGUUUACUUUGCUAUAUUACAAUGCUUCUUUUAACUUUGUCUUCUUUAUUGCAUAGUGUUAAUGUGUUCUCAUGCAAUAACGUAUGAUUCUGUCCUUUUUUUCAACAUGUUUGUAGACACUUCAUUUUUUAAUCCAAAUUAAAUCUGAUCAAAAUGUCACAAUGUACAUGUAAGAUUUGCACUGAUGACAGCAGUGAAACAAAGUAGAAUAGCAGUUACGCCGCAUUUCUUCUGAUUUUAUAUAGUUUCAAAUAUAAUUUGUCGCACUGAUAUCAAAAUGUUUCUGUCAACAUCUACGAAUCGAUUGACAAAUUGUAAAAAUUUCAUGUCCUCGCAUUCUUUAUCGCUUAAUUUGUAGAUGAGCUGCAUCAUUUCAUAGUGUGUCGGGAUUUUUCAAGAUGUUGUUUUCGUGGCAAUAAAAUAUGACAAUGGGCGACAACAAAAACGACAAUAGUUAGCCAUGCAUAUGCCAGUACUCUCACAUAAAUCUGGCAUACGUAUUGCAUUUAUCUUUAUUACACAUAAAUCACAGGUACUGCAUCACUUCUCAUGUAUACAUAUCGCACACACGGUUGUUAUCUAGCUCGCACUAAAAGCACACACAUUGUUGUUAUAGUUCAUGAAGGAAAAACACAUUCUCUGCAGUUUACUUCAUACGUCGAAUUCACUCUACAUCCUUUUUCAUUCGAAGUGUCAUAAGUAGCUAUUAAUGAGUGUGAACACUGGAGGAUAAUGUGUGCAUUUCCGGGUUGAUAUCAUAGUCAAUUUCAAAGCAGCAAAAAUGGAUUACAUAUUUUUUAUUUGUAAAAUUGUUUGUUUUUUAUUUUGUCUACCAAGUCAUCAAUGUCAACGUUAGACACUUAUUAUUAUUAAGUAACGUGUACACAUAACAAUAACAUCAAAUGUGAAAAUAGAGUGUACAUUUGAAGUCAUCAUUAUCAAGUAUCAUUAUUUCCCCUUUUCAAGGCGUGUAGGACGAGGGAAUUUUGUAUUUAUAUUAGACUGUAAAAGUAAUGAGAACCGCAACAAGCAGGAAUGGGUAUUGUAGUAGAUAUGACGUAAGAGGGAAAUAACGAGUCAUACCUUGCCUCGACAACGAAUAGACAAGGGGCGCUCACCUCGUGAUAUAUUAAUCAGCUCAUAAUGCUUUCAACACAAUUGACAUGACUUUUAAAAGUGACAAAUAUGUACAGCCUAUUUCUUCUAUCAACGUUUCAUGUAGCGUUUGCUUAAAAGCUGCACUCUCACACUUUUACCAUUUUUUACAACUUUUUUUUAUUUUUUUGUUUGGAAAAGUCAAAUUUUUGCGUAUAUAUCUGCAAACCAAUGAUAUAAGAUUGCUGACAAACAAUCAGAUUGUAGAUUUUCAUAUUUCCGUCCGAAAAUAAAUGUUUUAUGGCUUAAACCGUUACUAACGUUUUACGAAAAAUGCAUAAACAUCAAUUCUUGAACUUAAAUAUAAAUUUUGACUCGUUCCAAGACAAAACUUGAAAAAGUUGCCAAAAUGGUAAAUCUGUGAGAGUGCAGCUUUAAAUGUUUCUUUAUAUUAUUAUGUAUUUGAGAAGCCGCAUUUGGUUUCAAAACAAAAUAACUUGAUGAGUUUGCAUUUAAUUGUAUAAACUGUUCCAUACA